This is a messenger RNA of Carlito syrichta (Philippine tarsier), 865 nucleotides long. RefSeq names its product PIH1 domain-containing protein 1. The transcript has 8 exons. The record is from RefSeq and is a predicted model, not a curated record. Gene Ontology annotation, biological process: rRNA processing; box C/D snoRNP assembly. Gene Ontology annotation, cellular component: ribonucleoprotein complex; R2TP complex; cytoplasm. The annotation marks the transcript as partial. NCBI's taxonomy places the organism in Eukaryota, Metazoa, Chordata, Mammalia, Primates, Tarsiidae.
GCUUCCAAGGAGCUCCAGCAAGCUCAGACAACCAGACCAGAAUCUACACAAAUUCAGCCUCAGCCUGGUUUCUGCAUAAAGACCAACUCAUCGGAAGGGAAGGUUUUCAUCAACAUCUGUCACUCUCCCUCCAUCCCGCCUCCGGCUGACGUGACCGAGGACGAGCUGCUUCAGAUGCUGGAGGAGGACCAAGCCGGGUUUCGCAUCCCCAUGAGUCUGGGAGAGCCUCAUGCCGAACUGGAUGCAAAAGGCCAGGGCUGUACCGCCUACGAUGUAGCCGUCAACAGCGACUUCUACUGGAGGAUGCAGAACAGCGAUUUCUUGCGGGAGCUCGUGAUCACCAUCGCCAGGGAGGGCCUUGAGGACAAAUACAGCUUGCAGUUGAACCCAGAAUGGCGCAUGUUGAAGAACCGGCCUUUCCUGGGCUCUAUCUCUCAGCAGAACAUCCGCUCUAAGCAGCGUCCUCGGAUCCAAGAGCUGGGGGACCUGGACACGCCAGACUCCCGGAGUGCUGAGGGAGGCCCAGAGAAGCCUCACCUAAACCUUUGGCUGGAAGCUCCUGAUCUCCUCUUAGCCGAAAUUUACCUCCCCAAACUGGAUGGAGCCCUGGGGCUGUCGCUGGAGAUUGGGGAGCACCGCCUGGUGAUGGGGGGGCCCCAGCAGCUGUAUCAUCUGGACGCCCACAUCCCCCUGCAGAUCAACUCCAACGAGACCAGGGCGGCCUUCCAUCGGAAGAGGAAGCAAUUGAUGGUGGCCAUGCCCCUUCUGUUGGCGCCUUCUUGACCAAGCUUUCUCCCUGUGUGUCCAGAUGUGGCGAGCAGGCUGGUGGCUUCCCUUAGAAUUGAAAUAAAAGAUUCUGCCUCUG